Messenger RNA from Penicillium egyptiacum, 1713 nucleotides. NCBI's taxonomy places the organism in Eukaryota, Fungi, Ascomycota, Eurotiomycetes, Eurotiales, Aspergillaceae. The record is from the annotation of a GenBank genome assembly.
AUGCUACCUCAACUUCCCACAGAGCUGAUACAGCUAGUUCUUCGGAACUGCGACACAUCAGCCUACUUCCAGGCAGCCUUUUCAAGCCGCAGACUUUAUGAGAUUGCUUCCACCAGCCGAGCAGUCAUCCUUCAUCAGUUACAUAACACUCCUGGUUGGAACAACGGCAUUGAAGCUUAUCAGACUAGGCAUCUGUUUGGUGUGUUAAUGAAACGGUCUUAUGAACAAUUAGAUGGCGCAGAACAUUACGCCCACCCCACCUAUGAGUACCAAAACCGAGUGAUUGACUACCAUGCAUCAACAAUUGAGGCAUCAGAAGACAGCGUUCGAGCACUGCUUGUCUUCAAAGGCCACAGCACUGUCCAUCUGGUUGAAAUGAGCCAUGGAGAUCGGACCGAAGUGCAAUUGAACUCCCCAGGGCAGGAUAUUGGGGAAGUCGAGAUCAUCCAGACUGCCUGCGAUGGAAAUGGCGGAGUCUACGUGCUGCACCGAUUCAAACCAUUCUUAGACCAAGAGCUGGAUACAGACCACCCGUUCGUUAAACACGCUCUAGAAUCUCGCCCCAACGGGAGCAUUCACCUGGCCUACCAUCGCUUGAAUUCCCGGGAAAACACCAUUCGAAUGUAUGACUUUCCCGAAUGCCGAGAUUAUAGACCACUGGCUUUGUCCGUCUCCAACGGCAAAUUUGCCAUAUCAUGGCAAAACACGCUCGACCCCUAUGAUCAUGACGUCGUUCUUUAUACCCAGCUCUACGAUGAAGAAGACGAGGAAGACGAAGAGGACGACAACGAAGAUGAAGAUGGUUCGUGUGAAGGCGUUAUGGAAGAAGGCAAGGGAGAUCCCUGUAAAAUUAUUCAUGCCGCUUUUGAGGCCUACGUUUUGACAAGCUCCAACGAUCAAGACCCAUAUGCCCGUUUCUCUCGGAGAAUAGGCCCUGCGAUGAGGUUGGCUUUCAAUGAUCGAGGGUUUCAGUUGCUCUACCACUACCGAGCUCAAAACAUUUACGGUGCCUUUCAGAGACUUGAUCGCAUCCCUGGCCCCCCAGGCGAGCCAAAGCCCCAUGUUAAUAAGAAUGCAUGCACCGUUCAGUUUUCGCCGUCCCUCUCGCUUCAAUUCUCAAUUGGAAUACCAUUCUUCGGUACCCAUGAGUUCGGUGACAUAUCUCAGGGAGAACAGUGUCAUUGGCAGUACCUCGCCUUCGGAAUUGCCACUCACCGUGUUGAGAAAUGGACUGUGGCAUGCCUCCUGAAGUCCGAAUCAUAUACUGGUCCGCGAUGUACCCAUGUUUUGAAUCUCGACCGCGGAAGGCGUUUCGACGACUGGCAGAUCAUGGCGCAACUGGGGGGAUUCCGGGAAGUGCCGACUUCGCAUGGAUCUCCGGUGGCAACGUCGCGUCGCGGAACUCGUGUUGCUGUCGUUAACUGGAAAACCCUAUAUGUCUGGGCGUUGAACCCCUCGGAAUUGAUCGAAGGCAAUGGCACCGGCUUUUAUCCAUCAUCGUGGGGAUCUUCUACAGGUGUCAUCGAGUUGCGACCAGUCAUCUUCCGGUUAGAGGCCGUUUGCUCUCAAUUGCGUUUCACUGAAAAGGAAAACGAGCUGGUUGCGAUUACCGAUCGUGGAGUGAUGUUCCUGGAUAUCGGUUAUAGUGGGAAAGACAAGCAGCCCGUCAAGAGCCAGGGGCAUGACAAUAGUAUAACAAAUUUGAGGAGCUAG